AUUUUCUGUGGCCCCCAGUAUUUUACUAGGCCAGGGACCGCUUUGUGUUCCCGAGAAUGCUAUGGCGGAAACAAGGAAUUGAAGCGUUUGCGCGAUGAAGGGCUGAAUGAUCCUCAUCAUGGUCGAUUGAUCUUGCUAAUCAAUGCAGAUCGAUGAAGGAUCCGUGAUGCUACUACUGUCAAGAUAUUGCGAUCCUUUUGAUGAUCUCUAGUUCUUUCAUCUUUCAUUCUUAUUCUACUCUCUGUCAUCUGGGGUUUGCCAUGACACUUUUCUUGCCUUUCCUAGCAGCUUUUGUAGCUGGAGUUGGGAGUCUUACGUUCGACUGAUGUAGUGCGCGAGAAAUGGCUAUCAUUUUUGUUUCAAGGGUACUACCGAGAAAGCAGCGAGUACUAUUUGUUUUUCGACCAAGGGAAUAAUUUCUCUCUUUUCCAUUAUUGUUCAUCGUCCUUAUGUUUUUAUUCUUUUUCCAAAAAACUCGAAUAAUUGGUGUCCAAGAAUAAACUGGAACUUUAGACUAAGAGUCGUCUUAGAUACUGUAGAUACGCGUACUUUUUUCACAAUUUUUUUUGAAAAAAGAUGUCGGGUGAAGACGAUUAUUUGACGACUGGGGGUGCUGGAUCACCAAGCAUUUUACUGGAACAACGAAGAGCACCACCAAGGCCGUCAAGUACGGAUGGAGCGAAGAAGGAAGAAUUGUACUCGUCUUAUGAUUGAGGCUGUCGUAAUCACAUGAUAGAACAACAAAAAGGUAGUAUGGAUAGUAGUUCGUAGUUGAAAAAUAACACGUCAAAACACGUUGAUCUCAGGUACCUCGAAGGUUACGGUCGGCAGUGGGGUGAAAAGAUAACAUAUAGUGUAGGCCUUUGUUAUGGUUUGGGUAUGGUGACAGGUGGUUUUUACGGCAGUCUUUUAGGUAUACGGAAAGGCGGCGCGACGCCAAAGCUCUUCGUAAACAGCGUCAUGAACGGAAUAAGUCAGAGGGGUAUAUUAGCUACUUGCUUGUUCUAGUAGUACUUUAUGUAGUGUUGAUGAACGUAAUGGUCACCGCUCCGGUGCAUCUGCUGACUUUACUCAAGUCGCCCAUCAUGAUCCUCGGGGUUGAGCUAGGAGUCCGGGGGGCUCAAUGUGAGGGAUCCCCUCCAAGAACCUAGCCAAACCAUGGCGUAGGAGCUAUCGCGUAAAAGUUGGAUGUCCAUGUAAUGGACUGGCAAUAAAGAUCGUGGACAUGUUGAUUUUUCGCAUCUCUUUAUUGAUGACGAUGAUCCUACUGCCAAGAUAAACUCAAUCAUCUCUAGAUUAUCCGCAUGUGGAACUCCAACUCAAAUCAUCUCAGUUAGUAUUUAAUUUUCAUUUUUUGCAUUUGCAUUUCUUUAUUGAAUGACGGCGAUGCUCAUCUCCGCAUCAUGAACUCAAAUUAUCUCAGGUUUGUCCAAAUAAAACAUCCUCCAGGUGCCCUUCUAGCCAACCAGGGAGCCAUUAUGACGCUCUAUUACUGUGUUUCAAGUCAGCUCCUCGGAUGGGCCAGGGGAGAAGAUGAUCAGUAUAAUGCGCCAAUCGCGGGUUCAUUCAGUGGUGCCCUUUAUAAAUCCACUGCUGGAAGCUGGGCGCAACUAGGAAGAUACUCCCUAGCUGGUGGCAUGGUCUUCACUGCCAUUGAUCAGCUUGUAAGAGCGGGGAAAAUAUAAGAGGUUGUUUAUCCUAACAUUGAAAUUGAUAUUGUAGACGAAGAUGAACAGAAGUAAACUCUUUCUACUCUUCAGCGACGCGGCUUCCAACAUCUUCCUUCGUAAUGCGCACGCUAAUGUCACAACCACUUUUGGGAUUUUUUAACAAAAACCACAGCACCAUUGUUGCUUCUUUCCCCUCUUCCUGUCCCUCGCAAUAUCGAACUCUCUUAAAUCCGUACUGGAUCUGCGUGUAGUUGAACAUGAUAAAGAGGAAAAAUCUAAUGACAACCAUAAUCUACUCCUAGGAUCCUU
Molecule: messenger RNA, 1979 nt
Organism: Amoebophrya sp. A25
Lineage: Eukaryota; Dinophyceae; Syndiniales; Amoebophryaceae
Source: the annotation of a GenBank genome assembly